This is a messenger RNA of Nicotiana attenuata, 648 nucleotides long. RefSeq lists its product as uncharacterized. The transcript has 2 exons. NCBI's taxonomy places the organism in Eukaryota, Viridiplantae, Streptophyta, Magnoliopsida, Solanales, Solanaceae. Bases 1 to 648 code for a protein of 215 amino acids. The record is from RefSeq and is a predicted model, not a curated record.
AUGACUGGAACAAAGACUCCUGCUGAUGUUAUUGCCUCUGGUUCAUCCAACAAUGGACCAAAUCAUGACACCAAUCAUCCUUAUUCCUACAUUCUUCAAAUGCACCUGUUGCUCAAUUUACUGUCCAAAAAUAUUGGUGACAGUGUCCUUUACUCUAAAAGUGCAAAGGAACUUUGGGGUAGUCUUGAGCAUAGAUUUGGCCAGUCAAAUGGGGCUAAACUAUAUCACCUACAGAAGAAAAUAGAAAGAUCAGUACAAGGAAAUAACAACAUAGCAGGAUACUUUACCACAUUGAAAAAAUUAUGGGAUGAUCUGGCUUUAAAUUCACAUUUAGGAUGCACUUGUGACUAUGUAUGUGAAGGUAAGAAGAAGCAGGCCAAAUUUAUCGAAGAUCAAAGGAUCAUCCAAUUCCUUAUGGGACUUAAUGAUGCAUAUGGUCAGGCAAGUGGGAACAUAUUGAUGAUGAACCCUCUUAUAAUCAUGGAUGUGGCUUAUUCUUUGCUAUUACGGGAUGAAGGUCAAAAGGAAGGAUACAUCAACCCACAGUAUUCCAGUGAUGAUUCAUCUUUUAUGGUAGGUGCACAAACAACGAGUCCACGUGGAAUGCAUCACAAACAUAUGGAAACACUCAACAAAAGUUCAAGCUAG